Pygocentrus nattereri (red-bellied piranha) is the source of this 4598-nucleotide messenger RNA. It is a transcript of the gene shoc2, whose product is annotated as SHOC2 leucine rich repeat scaffold protein. The coding region runs from base 546 to 2288 and encodes 580 amino acids. The record is from RefSeq and is a predicted model, not a curated record. Gene Ontology annotation, molecular function: protein binding. NCBI's taxonomy places the organism in Eukaryota, Metazoa, Chordata, Actinopteri, Characiformes, Serrasalmidae. The transcript has 9 exons.
UUUAACAGUUGUUGGUCGGUACGAAAGACGCUGACACACAUUAACGGAGCAGGAUCAGGAGGAGGAGGGGGUAACCACACCGCCCACCCCCCCGCCGGUGCUCUCCGUGACCACGGUGUGGAGGUUUGGAGGGCUCUUUUGUUCGGCCCCGGAAUGGCCGCUCCGCGCUGGUGUCCGAACCCAAAAGAUGCAACCUCUGCCAACCUCUUUGCCUGACCCUGUUUGGAUUCAGCCACGGAAGUGUUUGCAGUUCAGCCAAGCAUGAGGCUGUUGGCCUCCUCAUUUGAAUUGUGGCUCUGUCAGGCUCCUCUCUUCCUCAUGGAGUUUUAAUAGCCACAGAAAACCUGAGUGUUCUUGGAGAACAGACAGACACAUGGACACAUACACAGUUAUGUAUGAAAGCAUUGAGGUAUAGCAGCCCGUCUGCCAAUUUUUAGAGUUUUUUACUUGCAUAGUGAUUGAGAACAAGAGGGAGUGAAAGAGAGAGAGAGAGAGAGAGAGAGAGAGUGGGGUCCCAUGCUCCGUCGGGCCGAAGUACUUUCACCAUGAGCAGUGCUUUAGGCAAAGACAAAGACUGCAAGGAGAAGGAGGCCAAAGCUCCGUCUGGUAAGGAGCGGGAGAAGGAGCCGAAGACGCCUGGCAGCUUGGGCAAAGAGGGCAAGGAAUCCAAAACCAAAGGGAAAGAUGCCAAAGACGGGAAGAAAGACGCAAGCGGCGCGCCGCCGGCCGUGGCCUUCUCUGUGGACAACACGAUAAAACGGCCUAACCCGGCGCAGGGCAUCCGCAAGAAGUCCAGCAACGCUGAGGUGAUCAAGGAGCUCGGCAAGUGCCGGGAUGAGAACUCGACACGCCUGGACCUGUCCAAGCGCUCCAUCCACCUGCUGCCCUCGUCCAUCAAGGAGCUGACGCAGGUGACUGAGCUUUACCUGUACAGCAACAAGCUGCAGAGCCUGCCGGCCGAAGUGGGCUGCCUGUCGGGCCUGGUGACGCUCGCCUUGAGCGAGAACUCACUCACCAGUCUGCCCGACUCCCUGGACAACCUGAAGAAGCUGCGCAUGCUGGACCUGCGGCACAACAAGCUGCGGGAGAUCCCAGCCGUGGUGUACCGUGUCACUUCACUCACCACGCUCUACUUGCGCUUCAACCGCAUCACUGCCGUUGAGAAGGACAUCCGGAACCUGGCCAAGCUCACCAUGCUCAGCAUCCGCGAGAACAAGAUCAAGCAGCUGCCGGCUGAGAUUGGCGAACUGUGUAACCUGAUCACUCUGGACGUUGCCCACAAUCAGCUGGAGCAUCUCCCGAAGGAGAUCGGCAACUGCACACAGAUUACCAAUUUGGACUUACAGCACAACGAGCUUCUUGACCUACCUGAGACUAUAGGCAAUCUGUCGAGUAUAAACCGCCUGGGUCUGCGGUACAACAGGCUGUCGGCAAUCCCCCGAUCGUUAGCGAAGUGCCGGGAGCUGGAAGAGCUAAACCUAGAAAACAACAACAUCUCUGUGCUACCUGAGGGCCUGCUCUCGAGCCUGGUGAACCUGACGAGUCUGACGUUGGCGCGGAACUGUUUCCAGUCAUACCCGGUGGGCGGCCCGUCACAGUUCUCCACCAUCUACUCGCUUAACAUGGAGCACAACCGCAUUAAUAAGAUCCCUUUCGGCAUCUUCUCCCGUGCCAAGGUCCUCAGCAAGCUCAACAUGAAGGAUAACCAGCUGACGUCGUUGCCGCUGGACUUCGGCACGUGGACCAGCAUGGUGGAGCUGAAUCUGGCCACCAACCAGCUGACCAAGAUCCCUGAGGAUAUCUGCGGCCUUGCGUCCCUCGAGGUUCUCAUAUUGUCCAAUAACCUUCUGAAGAAGUUACCCCAUGGAAUUGGUAACUUGCGGAAGCUACGCGAGCUCGACUUAGAGGAGAACAAGCUGGAGUCCCUUCCGAACGAGAUCGCCUACCUUAAAGACCUACAGAAACUUGUGUUGACCAACAACCAGUUGACCACAUUGCCAAGAGGAAUCGGUCACCUGACCAACCUGACUCACCUGGGUCUGGGAGAGAACCUCCUGCAGCACCUACCUGAGGAGAUUGGAACACUGGAGAACCUGGAGGAGCUGUACCUGAACGACAACCCCAACCUGCACAGCCUGCCGUUCGAGCUGGCGCUGUGCAGCAAGCUGUCCAUUAUGAGCAUCGAGAACUGCCCCCUCAGCCACCUUCCGCCGCAGAUCGUCGCUGGAGGCCCUUCGUUCAUCAUCCAGUUUCUCAAGAUGCAGGGACCGUACCGCGCCAUGGUGUAGUCGGCCAGCCCUGCGGGGGCCAAGCACUGUACAAACGAACCGACAAAAAAAAAAAAAAGCGAAAGAAAAACAGAACGGCAGAAAAAUAUUCAAUGUUCAAUUCAAGAACAUCCUUGUCAUUUAUAGAUAUAUGUCAGAGAGACGACAAGGCAGAUUAUCGGAAACCGGAUCACUGAUCAUGCCAAUAGAUGAAUCAUAGCCAGUUUAGGAACCCUUUCCACCCAAUCACGUCUAGGAAAAAAGAAGAGGAAUGAUUACGUAGACUUCUGUUGCCAAACCUUGCGAUCUCUUAGGAGUACAGCUGCUGAAGCACUCUCUCUAUCUGAGCAUUUAAACCACAUUGCCAACUUUAUUCAGUCCGUGAGAAAAACAGUUGUAUGCAAAAAAACAACAAAAAAAAUUUUCAUUUCAUUUUUUGCUGCUGCUGCCAUAAUCGACUUUUUUUUUUAUUGUGUUCUCUUGAUAUUCCCUUAUUUUUUUCCGCCUUUUUAAAGACCAUCCCAUGCCGAAUGAUUUUUGUUUUUGUACAGAGGUUGUAUCUGUUGGGUGUUGGGUAUCUGAGAACAAGUGUAGUUGUUAAACCAUUCUCUCUUUUCCAUAUAUAUAUAUAUAUAUAUAUAUAUAUAUAUAUAUAUACACACACACAUAUAUAAUAUCUUGCUGUUGUCGAAACAAAAUCUCGCAUCUCCAAAAUGGCGACUUUACAGGAGAAGGAAAAAACAUACUUUACUUUUAAUGUAAGUCAAUGGAACCAGACGUCUUUCUAAGUAAUUCUAGGCCAUUUCUUCUGGUCCAUUCAUUAUAAAAUGUACACACAAUGUAAAUGGCAACAGGCACUUUCACAUUACGUCAAAAACUGAGAAACGACAAAAAUGGAGAUACGAGGUUUUGUUCCGACAGCAGCGAUACACACAUUGAAAUUGUGCCUAUCCAGCACGAUUUGCUGGUUCAUUUCUGAAAGUAAAUGUUCUUGAGGUGUUUCAUACAAAAAAAAACAAUGAUUUUACGAAAGUAUAAUUUAUUGAAUAAUUCCUUUAUAUAGCUUGUUUUGUAAUUAUUCUUUCAGAACUUUCACCUUUUUUCUUUAUUCUUUUUUUUUAUUAUUAUUAUUAUUUUUUAUUAAUUCCCAUCCACUAAUAGAUUGAACUAACUCGCUGACGGCUUUAUCUGCGUUGCGUCGAUGCGAUUUAUCGCAGCUUUUAAAUCCAAAACAUGUUACACGUUAAAGCAGACCAGUUUGGGAUCACGUUCCAGUUUGAUUAGUUGGAGUUUCAACUCCAGCGAUUUAAACGGUUUAAAACUUCGUCACAUAUUUUUGGCUGCAGGCGUAUUUAGGGUCCCACGGUUUAUGCUGCUUUUUCCGCCCCACCAUAUCUUCAGUGUUUGCGUUCCAGAUCGCAGUACGUAUAGUGUAGUGUUAUAUAUGGUCGCGUGAGAAAGUUUGCACACCCACGUGAAACGACGUUUUGUUCAUUUUUGUGAAAAAGUGAAAAUCACCUCUAAACCUGAUGUUUUGUCUGUGAAUUUUGGUGCGCAAUUUCUGUUGAUCAGCCAAAAACAGAAAACAUAAAAUGUAAUAUGUGCCUUAACAUUUGCACACGUGACAUCUUAUGUUAACUACGGCAUAUAAACAGCAAUUGUGCACUAAAAUGCGCAAGAGUGCGUUGUUUAUUAUAAAACGUGAACUUAUUUUCAUUUAGAAAAGCAACAAAACUGCGGUUUUGUCUGGGCGCACAAACUUUUUCACACAACGAUACUGCAUACUAUACUGAUGGUGGUUUACUGUUGUCAUGCUGUUCAGUACGCUAAUACUUGUUCUUGCUGUUCUACCCUAGGUAGGACGGAAGUGCGCCUAUUGGAACGCAGCCCUGUGUCUGUAGCGAGGCCACAGCAGGCUUUCUAUUAUUAUCUAUUUUUUCUUCUGGUUUCGUUUCUUUCUGCUUCCUCUUCAUGCCGACACUCUCCUUUUCUUUAUUCUCACGUUCUCUUGGCCUCGUCCGACGCUGCCUCUCGACGCCAUCACUUUUUUUAUUUUUUUAAUGCACUUUGUAAGCGAUAUCCGGCGUCGUCCUUGACUUUUAAAAGGCCGCGUUCCGAUUUGAACGUUUGGAUGGGGGCAUUUUUAAUCCUGUAGUGAAGUAUUUUAUGCUUUAUUUGAUCAGUCUAUCAUGUAUGGUUUAUAUGUUUGAACGAAUACGAGUUUGCCUCAGCAGAUUUAACGAAAAAAGAAAUCUGUCAACAGCCGAAUUUCUUGGUUUCUGAGGCUUUUAUGCUAUCAACUCUUUAUUAAAUAUUUUGAUUUAAGCUGUA